GGUCCUGCCCGGAAACAGCUCCUGGGAAUUCAAAACGGCUGGGCCAGAGCUUCAUGAGUUGCCCAGCAGCUUUGCGACUCAGGGCUGGUUCAUCGGACUCAUCAGCGCCAUGGUUCUUCUGCUGCUGGUGCUGCUCGUUCUGUGCUACAUCAAGAAGAGCAAGGGAGGGAAGUACUCAGUAAAAGAUAAGGAGGAGGAUCAGGUCAAUGGGGCCCGCACCAUGAAAGAUGGAGAGUUUGGGGAGUACAAAUCUCUGGAGAGUGAUAACGAGAAGUGCUCCAUCAGUCAGCAGUCGGUCUGCGAGAGCAAGCGCAGCAGCAACGACAGUCUAGCCGACUACGGAGACAGCGUCGACAUCCAGUUCAACGAAGACGGCUCCUUCAUCGGCCAGUACAGCGGACGCAGAGAACCUAACGGUCACGGCACUCACGCCAGCUCGGGCGCCACGUCUCCCAUCAAUCCCAACAUGCCUCCGCCCAGCAUCAGCUUUCCCACGUCUGUGACAGGAUUCCUGGGGCCAAACUAACGCUCCACCGCCACACGCACACAUCCUUGACCAUUUGAAUGAGAGGCCCUGAUGGUAUUAGACAGGAUAUUGAUUUCAUGACAGACAGUCGCAAGAAAUGACAUCCGCAAACACCGCCAGCUUCACUCUCGCAUAACAACGACACACGUGCAUCCGACAGACACGAAUAAGUCCAGGACAGUUGCUUCUAACAUUCCAUCCAAGCACUGAAAACUGUUUACAAUGUUCAGUUCGCUGCUUCCAGUGAUGUUUGGACUGUAAAUUCUCCCUCGCUGAAAUUACGCAGAAGAAGGUGCGAGAAACGACAGACAGAGUGUAGGGCAGACUUGGGCCUUGUUCAGGUGGCAGAGGAGAUCAGUAGGAGUGGCGUAGUCAGUAUUUCAGUCAGUACAGGCUAAGAUGCAUUUCCCAGAACAAACCGAUUUUGCUGCCUCUCUGAACAAUGCCUUACGUGGAAUACAUCGGUUCAAAUCACUGCAGUCAAUAGAAGUCAGGUCUUUAAGGCUGAAAAGCGAAAAUCUUUUUUAGGCAUUCUUUUCCCAUUCACGAUUACGUUAUUUGAAGUAUUGUUUUUGUAUUAUUCUUAUACUUCUCUUCUUAUUAGUUUUUUUAAUAUAUGAAAUACAUGUGUAUAUACAUUUUUUUUUUUCAUAAAGGCUAAUAUAUUUGGUUUAUAUUAUCAUAUGAUUUAUUUAAUUAUUAUUAUUUUUGUUUUGCCUGUAAUGCAUUUAUCUUUAUGAAUUCAUGUUUUAUAAAACGGUAUGUAUGAACAUUAAUAAUCUGCCAUGUGUGUCUCUCUGUCUUAAUAAUCAAAGUUCAGGGCUUUUAACUGUGUAUCGUUUGUAUUGUUGCCCAAGUGUGUUACCCAAGUAAGUUUUUCAAAUAAUGGUGUUUUUGAUGCAAUUUAUUACGUUAAAUCCCUUUGAAGUACAUACAGCCGCUGCAGUAAAGCCAAAUUUUGUCGAUCUUGACACUAACAUAUAUUUUUAAAAGAAAAAAAGAAAAAACAGCAACAAAAACUGAUUUCCUGCAGCAAAUAACAGCAUGAGAUGUAGUGCUAGGCUAGUUGAUGUCGUGUGAGGCAGUGUCAUCCGUCCGGCAGCUUGCGAAUAUUAACACUCAAACAUGGCCAAUUAUGUACAGUGAAUUAUUACUAACAAUAACAGUCGUACAGUAUAAUCUAUCGCAUUUGUCUCGUCGUCCGAGAGAACAAGCUGAAUGUAAGUCAUCUUUUCUUUAGUUUGUUUUUGCAUCUAACAUCUUUAUUAUUAGAUUUAGUGGUAUUAUAAUGCUUAAUCUGAUCUUUAGUUUAGAAAACAGGUCAGAAGUAAAAUGCAAUUUUUUAUGGGACUUCUGAAUGAUUAUAUCGUUGUGGAUUUCAUUAAGUGCGUUUUUUUGGUGGGGGGUGGGGGGUGUCAGUGAUGAUGUCAUGAUGGGCCUGCAGUUUGCCGACAUCAUCGCGUCUGUGACGUAAUUACGGCUUUGAGUUAACUCAUCUGUCUUCUCUCGCAUACGCCACAGCAUCCUGAAUUGUACUGAUCAAAUUCAUGCUGCAAACGCCUGGUUAAAAUCAGAUUAAAUACUAGGAAUAUUUACAACAAAUGUAUGUAAGAGUAUGUAGCCUGUGUACGCAUUAAAAUCUAUUUUCCUACAAGAAGGACUUGAGCUAAGCGGGUGGGAUUGCAGUGCAUGGCUUUAUAAGAUCCUGAAGCACGUCACCAUCCCUCCCGGCUCUGUGGGAUAUCUCCAUACUGUAUGUAAGCUUCUUCUUACCUCUGCUUUCUAUUUGUAAAUCCAAACACUAAAAUGAGAAUAAAAAUGUAGUCAGAGUGGUAUUUGAAAGCACCGCAGCCUGUGUGAGUGAUCUCUGAGUUCUGAGAGACGCCGGUGCCAUCCAGAUACAACCAAAUAAAAUCACAUCGAUUAUGCAGAAAA
This is a messenger RNA of Puntigrus tetrazona (Sumatra barb), 2461 nucleotides long. Its product is annotated as neural cell adhesion molecule L1.1-like. NCBI's taxonomy places the organism in Eukaryota, Metazoa, Chordata, Actinopteri, Cypriniformes, Cyprinidae. The coding region runs from base 110 to 526 and encodes 138 amino acids. The record is from RefSeq and is a predicted model, not a curated record. The transcript has 5 exons.